GGUUUUGGAAGGUUCACGGAAAACCCAAAGGAUCUGGAACGAAAGGAUCGUGCAGCCGGAUCGAAGGAAAAAGGAAUGUGUCAAGAUGCGACCUGUGCCCUCCCUAUGUGGCGUUGUCACAGCUUUGCUACACGUCCUGGCCAGCUUUGCCCACGGGCAAAGGCAAGAGGUAGGCAUGUCCUUCACUCGACAUCCUCAACCUUUGGAUGCACCACUGGGCGACGACGUGAAUUUCGAGUGCAACCUGAAUCUCGCCGCGGAACGGUUCUCGUGGCGCCAUAGGCCGUUAGGUUCGGACAAGUGGCUGCCGGUGUCCCAUACGCCCAGCAACAGUGGCAAAACCUCUCGUCACGUGGUGAACUUCGACGACAAGUCGAAAGCCGGUGACUACCGGUGCAUAGCUUUCUACGGUACCAGCGGUUUGGCCUCCGAUCCGGCACGAUUGACGCUCGCCACGCUGCAGAAGUUCGUCGACAAGACGGACGUUGUCAUAAACGUGGCGGCCGGUAACACGGUGCCCGUUACGUGUCCCGUGCCGUACUCCGCCCCGGAGGCCAUAGUACAAUUCUACAAAGACAACAAUCUCGUGCAGAACGUGAACGGGAAGACCAUGGUGAUCGAGAACGCGAGGAUUCACGACAGCGGAACGUAUCAUUGCACCGCCAGCAAUUACAUAACCAAUCAGAUAUUCACCAGCAAUCAUAAGACCGUGCUGAACGUGCAUACAAAUAUGAAAUUCCAGGCGCCGUACUUCAUCAAACAGCCGCAGACGGAAUACAAAGUUCUCAGGGACAAAAACGUGACGUUGGAGUGCUUUGGCGCUGGCUACCCGGUGCCAAACGUCACGUGGAGCAGGCUGGGUAGCCCGUUGCCGUCCAAUUCGGUGAAAACCGCGACUGGCCUGACGAUCAACAACGUACAGCCGUCGGACAGGGGCGAGUACGACUGCAUGUGGACCAACAACGGUGUGCACAUCAAAUCCGUGAUCAUAUUGAAAGUAAUGGAAGCACCGAAGGUGAUCAAGUCGCCAAAGGCGUCCACGUUCUCGGAGGGCGGGGAAUUGGAGCUCUCUUGCACGGUGACCGGCGAACCGGAACCGAGGGUCGAGUGGUUGAUUAACGGGGAGUCUUUGGUGCCCAGCGACAGCCUGGAGAUCAAAGGUUUCAAGCUGUUCAUCUCCGAGGUCGAGAAAAGACACGCGGGUGUCGUGCAAUGCGUCGCCAGCAACGAGUACGGCUUCGACUCCGGCUACAAUUUGCUGAAAGUAAAUCCCAAGCAACACAUGGGUACGACCGAGUCGCGACCGGACUACGGGAUCUCCAAUUCAAGGCACAAGCACACCAGAGGUGGAGGAAGGAGACGGAGCAAAGAGGGCAAACGAAAAGGCACUGCAGUGCUGGUGCCGCCGACUCAGCCCAGCGUCACCAGACUGACGGACGUAUCGGUGAUGGUCAGAUGGACGGUCCCGGAGAACACCGGUUUGCCGAUCGAGUUUUUCAAAGUCCAGUACCGGGAGCUCGGUCAGAAGCUGAACGGGAAACAGGCGAAAUGGAUGACCGCGAAUUCGGAAAUACCGCAGCACGUGCGGUCGUUCGAGGUCACCGAUCUGCAGCCCGGUCACACGUAUCGGUUCCGUAUCGCGGCGGUGUACAAGAACAACGACAACAAACCGAGCCCGAACUCCGAGAGGUUUCACCUGAACAGAGACAAAGGCACCGACCGCAAGAAGAUGCCGAUACCGUUGCUGACCAACACGGAAGCAUUGGGCCCGCAAGAGGUGUUGCUCAUCUGGCAGAAUCCGGAUAGCAUGGCGAACAUAGACGGUUUUUACGUGUACCAUCGGGCCUCCUCGUCCGCGGGGGACUACGUGAAAACCACCGUCGAAGGGAAGAACUCCUUCAACAUAACCAUAUCCCAUUUGCACCCGGACACGACGUACGAGUUCAAGGUACAGAGCUUCUCGGUGGACGCCGCCUCGGAGUUCUCGCAGAUACUAUGCCAGAAAACGAAGAAGCUGGUGAUCGAGCACAACGAUCACGAGAGCCGCAAGGAUCACGGUAGCAAUAUAACGCUGGACAGCCGUGUCGGGCCGGCGGACGAUCGGAACGCGAACAUGUACGCGAUAAUCGGCGGCGUUCUUGGCGGAUCGACGUUGCUGGGUGGUUUGAUAGUUGUCGCGGUUGUCUAUAAAAGGACCAAACGCAAACAGAGCCGGGAAUCCUCACAGAGCGAAGGCAAACCGAUAACAAACGGAAGAGUUAUGAACGGUGGUGUCACCGACUCGAAAAUAAACAUAACCUCGAACCCGCUCGCUGGUCUCGAUACGUCCGAAGAUAUAAUACAGCCUAAGAGCGGGCAGCAACAAUCGCCGAUGGAAAUGGCCUCGUUUCUAAACGGCCAAAACAACAACAGCAACAACCAUAACAACAGCGACACAGCUGGAACCGACGUGAACACGUCGUACACUGAGCCCCCUCUGCUCCAGGGAUCACUGCCUAUCGAACAACCUCUGUGAACGACAUCUAGAAAUUCUCGAAACCGUUGUCGUGCCAAGUGGCGUAACUAGCAAUUAUUGUUCAAACUUUCGAGUCUACGCAUCGUUUAAGUUUGGUCAUUUUAAAAAUUUUAUUAGAGACACAUUUUCUCUGUUUAAGAAAUCUUUUGAUUACUUGCUUCGAUCAGGAAAUAAUACUGUAAUAAUACUGCGAGGAAACGAUUCGGUAAGAAUUAACUUUAUCGAUGUAGUUUUCGACAUAUUAUAAUUUGUUUCGAAGUUGGGGGCCGUCGUGCUUGGCACAUGCUGCGCCCUCUACCUUAGAUACGCCACUGGACAUGUUGGGAUACGCGUGAAUGUCGCAUCAGAGCGUAACGGACUGUUACUAACAGUUUCUUGUUGUAUUCCAGGGCUGCUCCUUCCCCUACCGCUUAACUGCUCCCACCACGUCCAGAUGGCUCACCGGUAUCUAUAUACAGGGUGACGCAAUUGGGAAAAGCCAUAUCUCUAAUACGGUUAGAGACAAAAAAGAAAAUGUCAUCAAGCAAAAUUAAACGUGACUCUAUAAUUGUUAAUCCCUCGCAAGAAAGUAUUAAGAUGUAUAUAUGGUACAGAGAUAUUUUUUGUAUUUCCCAACCGUUUUAGAGAUAUAGUUUCUCACAAUUACCUGGGGACAUCCUGUAUAUAAGAUCCCCAGUCACUGAAGGGAACUGCUAGAUCAGUAGUUGGGAGCAGUACAGCGGGGAAUAAGUUCCAGCAGCCCUGUUGUAUGUAUUGGAAGGAAGCGACAAAAGAUGCACGAACACGUCGCUUCAACGAUGGCUUUCUUAGUGAGAUUUAUAACUUUUACUUCUAGAUAUUUAGUCACCCCUAAGUUAUCGCACCGAACAAACUGUUACAAGACAUUUUGCAGGUUGUCGUAAUAGGUAUGCUCAAAUAUUUCAAUUAAUUACUAGACGCGUGUUCGAUCGACGAAUGUACCCGACGCAUUCAUUUCCAGAUAUUCGCACGCGAUAAUUUAUUAACCCUUUCUGUCCCGAAUCGAUUUGGAUAAUGAAGGUAUACU
Colletes gigas is the source of this 3560-nucleotide messenger RNA. Its product is annotated as interference hedgehog-like. The coding region runs from base 86 to 2515 and encodes 809 amino acids. Lineage: Eukaryota; Metazoa; Arthropoda; Insecta; Hymenoptera; Colletidae. Gene Ontology annotation, cellular component: plasma membrane; axon. The transcript has 7 exons. The record is from RefSeq and is a predicted model, not a curated record. Gene Ontology annotation, molecular function: protein binding. Gene Ontology annotation, biological process: nervous system development; cell-cell adhesion; axon guidance.